UAGGAACUAUUGGGUGAGUGCGAGAAAUACCCAUAACACUGGUUUUUUUCUCAUAAUUUGCUCCCAAAACACUCUUGGGCAUGAUUCAUUCUCUUAGUAAGAAUCAAUGGUCUUUUUCUUUUCCCUUUUAUUGUUCACAGUUUCAAGAUUUUGAGAAAAAAUGAACAAGACCAACUUCGCCAGACUCUUUCAUUCCACUAAUCACUUGCAACGCAAAGCUCACACCUUUUGGGAAUCCAGAUGCAACGAUCACUCGAGAAGAUUCGGAAGACUUCGUGCCAAACAAACACUGCUCCGCGAUGUCAAUGCUUACGCGCAAUUCAUGUUUCAGAGUUGGAAAGAAGAUGUUGAUGAGGAUGAUUCUUCUCCCAGUCAAGGCUCGUCAUGGUUCAGAAAACACUCUGGAAGGCACAGGAAUGGCAAUCAAAGAGCAAAACAUCGAUUCAGAAGAGGUCAUGAAUUUUGCAAAGAUGAUUUUGAUGUUGAGACUGGUUUUCACUCUGCUUUUGGUGGCAAUAGAUCUUUCUAUUGGUCCUUUAUAAAUGAGGAAAAUCCUCAGAGGAGGUCAGGAGGUUUUUAUAAUAACAGGAAAUCUCAGAAGUGGAGACAUCAAAGUGAAAAUGAAUAUGGCAAAUCAACCAAAGCAGAGUCAGAUUGUUCACAUUCAGAUUUAGUUUCAUAUAGAUUAGCCCUUGGAUUGAGUGCUUCUGGCCCUCUGAGACUUGAAGAUGUGAAAAAUGCGUACCGGAUAUCUGCUUUAAAGUGGCAUCCAGAUCGUCAUCAUGGCGUUUCUAAGGUUAUAGCAGAGGAAAAGUUCAAGCAUUGCAGUGCUGCUUAUCAAUCUUUGUGUGAUAAACUGACCUUGUAUUAGGGAGUAAUUACUUGUUUACUCUUUUUUCAUUCAAAGAGGGAGAAGUCAAACUGUAAUAUCAAACAGUUUACAAUAACUUGUACACAUUGUUCAACCAACUAAGCUAAACUCUUUUGCUACACUACACCCUUGUCGAUCUUACCAAUGAAUAAAUGCUCAUAUCACCAAUUUAGCACUA
This is a messenger RNA of Vigna unguiculata (cowpea), 1049 nucleotides long. RefSeq lists its product as uncharacterized. NCBI's taxonomy places the organism in Eukaryota, Viridiplantae, Streptophyta, Magnoliopsida, Fabales, Fabaceae. The record is from RefSeq and is a predicted model, not a curated record.